Molecule: messenger RNA, 507 nt
Organism: Penicillium mononematosum
Lineage: Eukaryota; Fungi; Ascomycota; Eurotiomycetes; Eurotiales; Aspergillaceae
Gene: pex4
Product: putative ubiquitin conjugating enzyme (UbcJ)
Exons: 2
Coding region: 1-507 (168 amino acids)
Biological process (GO): protein polyubiquitination
Cellular component (GO): nucleus
Molecular function (GO): ubiquitin conjugating enzyme activity
Source: RefSeq, a predicted model, not a curated record
AUGGCGUCUCGGACACGGGGUAUUGACACAAGACAACGGCUGAUGAAAGAGUUGAAAGCAUAUAAUAAAGAGGGGGAGAACGAAACAUUCCUGUACCUACGUCCCGUCAAUGACGAGGACCUACUACACUGGGAGGCAGUAUUGAAGGGCCCAGCUGCAUCACCUCAAUCUAACGCGACAACAGGUGGACUUUGGGGCCUUGAUAUUCAAAUCCCAUCAGACUACCCUUACGCGCCGCCCACCAUCCACUUCACGACUAAGAUCGCGCACCCGAAUAUCGCCUGGGGCUCGGGGGAGAUCUGUUCCUCAUUAAACAAUGACUGGAAACCGACUGUGAAUCUCUCUGGCAUACUCGCGGCUAUUCAGCUACUGUUGACGGUUCCGGAUCCGGAUUCGCCGUUGAAUCCUGACAUCGCGGUCCUAAUGCGCAACGGGGAUUUUGCUGGUUGGGAGAGUGUUGUACGAUACUGGACUCAGGAGGAGCGGUGGCAGGGAGUUCGGUGGUGA